AUGUCCUCGACAGGACGGGGAUUUGGUCAGUCAGGCGACCAAAACUUUGACGGUAAGAGCUGAAUAAUUUUUUCAGUAAGGCCUCACUGGAUAGAGGCCAGAUUUCUCUCGAAAUUUAUGGUAAUUUGCGCUGUUUUCUACCAGGUGGUCGACCAAAUAAAUUUCUGUACUCUGGAAAAAACAAGAAAGUUGAUCCUUGGGGCAGCAGCACCGACAAUGAUCAUGAAGAUAGCAUAGAGCGGGCUUUGCAACCUAAGAAUAAGUUUCUAAAAACCAAAGAUACCCGUAGCUCGCCAGGUAAGAAUAUAUUCGCAGUAAAGUGAUUGUUGAUAAUUUUCGUGUCUGUUUAUACUACUGUUCUAUUACCUAGAUCUUUCAUCGCUUAAUGCUUUAGCAAUGUAUUUCUUUGUUAACGUUUUCGUAGGUUGCGAGCUAGAUGAUGUGUGGAGUAUUCGCAAAAAUGUUCAAGUCAGCCAGGCGGGAAAGAAAGGAACCAUAUUAAACACAAACAAAUCUUCAACGUCGUAUUAUUCCAGGCACGGAGGUUUGAGUGGUAAGUUUAAUCGUGCAUUCCUUUUGAAAGAUUAUUGUUCGUAAUGACCUCCUAAGUAAUCGCGGAACGGAAUUUUUCGUGUCUCUUGAGAAAAGAUGUUACGGUGUUUUUGUUAGUUGGCAGAGCCCUAAUUGUACUUAAGCCGAAGGUUACUCCGGGACAUAUCGGUAGAUUUAUGCAAGACACCAUUUCUUGUUUCUUACCAACUUUUCGUGUAAUUUUAUUUUCAAGGAACGGGCGAAGCGAAUAGUUCAAUGUUGAACAAGGGCCAUGACACUAACGAAGACUUUCAUAGCCAUAGUAACGGUAGGAGCAAUAAAGUUUACAUUUUAAUUUGAUGAUGAUUUUAGAUUACGUUCUUCACCCAGUUGCUAGCCGCUAGAUGUCUACUAAAAGUAUUCAGUUUUCUCGGCGUAAGAAACCACUUCAACACCGACUGUGCCAAAGUCGAUUUUAUGUUAACGUCAGGUGUCUGUGGUAAACAUAAAUUCACCAGUCCCGUUCAUAGGUAAAUUUGGGCAAAUUUACUUCAUGUUUAUUGAUGCUAUUUGGUCUUGUAACUACUCUGUUUACGUUGGAAACUGAGGAAUGUAAAGAUGUAUUUUAAUUUAAGAAAGCAUACAAAUACAAUAUGAUUAGGGCUUAGCUUUUGGCAUUAUUUGACUUGUUUGAAUUUUUUUCAAUUUCCAGCUUUGGAUUCUGAUAACGUGGUGAUUUUGUAUGGUGUAGAUCACAUCUUAAUUUUUCAGUAAAUACACUUUUUUCAUGUAUUAUGGAAUUUUGCGAUCAUUGCUGGUAUGAAUUGAAAUACCUUGAGCCCAAUUCAUUGAUUUUAAUUCUCUGAUGUUGAGUUAUAAAAUUCAGUGUUGAAAUUCUUCUGUCAAUCAACCAAGUUAUAAAUGAGGAAUAUGGCAAUGAUAUAAAGUGAAAAUUUGUUUUUCAAAACUGCUUUAUUGGUAGAUGGUAUAUCUCUCUACAUGUGUCAGGGCUCUCUAUCAGGCAAUCACAAUUUUAUUAAAGUAACAAAUUUUUAUAAAUUCUCAUCAAUAAAGGAGAAAAUUCUUCAUUAAGAAAGUUGAAACAUUAAAUUUGUAACUAGAUAGUUGCAACACAUAGGUAAAUUUGCACUGCUAAAGUCUUGAAGUUAUUUUUGAUAGUUGUAGAAAUUACAGUAUAUUUACUUGUGGUUUGUCAUUCACCCAAAAUUUCAUGUUACUUUGUGGAAUUUGGUAAUUUUGUACCCAAACACUAGUAUUAUCAAAGGUAAAUAAAUUGUGAACAUAAACCUUUGACAAAUUGAAACUUUUACAAGUAACUGUCAUUUUACUGGAAGAUUUAAAAUGAAAGAGUAGAAGUGACAGAUCUAUACAAGUGUGAGCAUUCAACUGUAAAUUAUGGUACCCUUAAAUUUUGUAAAAUUUUUAAUUUGUUCCAUUAUCAGAGAACCAAACAAGGAAACAUGUCCAUAGACCACCGAUUGUCAAAUUAGACUUUUGUAAACCAAAUGUUGCUUCAGAGUAACAAGAAGAUUGCAAUCAAGGCAGCUGUAUCUGUAUCUGAAAAGUUAUAAGAAUUUUUCAAGCUCCUGUUACGAAGGAUAUCUACACAUUGUGUUAUACUCUACAUGUAGUGACCUGAUUACCUCUUCUACUUAUUCAGAUCAUAAAUCAUGGAGUAUUGCAAGUCGAGGAAACUUCUCAUACUCAGAUCACCCCAAGGUCAGUCAAGGUAAUCAUGGCACCUCGACCGUUGACCAACCUGAUGACAUCCUAGACACAAGACACACUCCCAAACCUGAUGAAUUUGAUAUGGUACAGAAGAAAAAUCUCUUGAACAGUAAACUGCGGAUGGCUGGAGGUAUGUUAUGGUUAAUGACUUGCAACAAAUCAUGUGUAUGUAGGUUUAUGAACUGUUAUCUUUUUCUUCUGGAAAAAUUGGUCAUAUGAAGUUCAAACCCAGGCGUGAUGUCUCGUAGGAGGGUAGAAAUCCAUUCACAAUUUUGGGCAUAGCUGCCAGGUCUUUGAACAGGAGUGAGGUCGAGCUUGAUCUUGUGACCAUUAAAAAAAAAAAGAAAGAAAAGUUUACAUGAUAACAACAGUGAUUUACAAGUGUAAAGCAGUUAACUUUGAAGUUGCAUGGCAAAGUGAACCUCUGUCUUACUCUUGUUCAAAGGCUUGGCAAGUGUAUGAAUACACAACUGAAAAAUUCGCCUUUUGUAGGACUUAUCAGUUACUCAAUUAAUACAGAAGUGUUCCGUUAAUUGCAGCGCCUCAAAUCGCAAACAGGGAAAUGUCUGCAAGGACACGGCGUGCAAAGAAAAUGCAUGAUGCCCAUCUCAGGUCAAUGGGGCUUGGUCCGUUUACCCCAAGUAAUGGAUCACAUGUCAACACAGACAAUAAAAGGGACAGUGUCAACUGGAAACAGGACGUUGAUGAUGAAUUUUAGUCAUUUGUCUUCACUAUGCAUACAACAACAAAAAAAAACUAUUUAAUAUGAAGAUGUGAAAUGACUUGCAAAGUAACUUUAAUUGUUUAUAUUGCAAUGACAACAAAGAAGAUGAUUCAUUGUUAGGACAUGUUAGAGGUCCAAAAAUGCAUGCUUUAUUUUUUACUUAAUAAUGGUGGUUAUGACAUGAGACUCUGUAUAGUUGUAUGGAUCUUGAAAAAGACCUUUUUCCUUCAUCUGCAACAAGGAUAUUUUAUGUGAUAUGAGCAAAUAUCUCUCUUCAUGUACUGACCAUGCCACGAGCAAUAAUCAUGGCCUGGGAAAGUUUGUUAGAAACUCCAGAAACUGCAGUUGGAAAGUCACUCUCUAGCUUGGUACAAUUUUCGUAAACUACUAUGGGGUCCAAGGUUGUUGAAGAUCUAUCCCCCAUAAAAAAAUAUUCUAAAUUUCAUACUUCUGACAGUUUUUUUGAGUAAGUGCCUUCCAUUGUAAUAUAGUUUCAUAAUCCCCCUUUAAUAUACUGAUUUAAAAUUGGUGAACAUCACCAAAUCUGCUUCCUGUCACUACCACAAGUAAUGGAAUUGUUUUGCCAAACUGAGAAUUAUCUUGAGUUUGGAAGAGAAAACAAAUCUAGAGUAAGCAGCUUUGGUUUGGCAAGUUGGGUCAUGAUUUUUUUGGUUUGUUCAUAUGUUCUGAUCAUAUUUUUUUAUUGGUCUUAUACAGUAAACAAAGUAUUUGAGGUAUUCAGGGUAUUGUUGAGAUAUACAUGUAAUUUAUAAGACAAUGCGAAAAUUUACAUAUUGUAUAAUCAGAAAGGCUCGUUUUGUUGUGUUAAAUAUUUGUACAUAGUAUUUGAUCCACACUUUAAUUUUUUUAGUGUAAUGUCAUUUUGUCUUCAAAUAAAUUUCUUGCAUGAAAAGGUGUGUAGCCCAAACAAUAAAUUCAAUGCCAGGAGCCA
Pocillopora meandrina is the source of this 3956-nucleotide messenger RNA. The record is from the annotation of a GenBank genome assembly. Lineage: Eukaryota; Metazoa; Cnidaria; Anthozoa; Scleractinia; Pocilloporidae.